Messenger RNA from Brassica rapa (field mustard), 2708 nucleotides. Its product is annotated as cytosolic sulfotransferase 1. The record is from RefSeq and is a predicted model, not a curated record. Lineage: Eukaryota; Viridiplantae; Streptophyta; Magnoliopsida; Brassicales; Brassicaceae. Gene Ontology annotation, molecular function: sulfotransferase activity.
CUUUUCGUUUCCAGCGAUGUCAGGUUACUGUUACGGUUGUGGAAAUCAACAGCCACCUCCUCAGCUACCUUACUCCUCCGACGGAAACAAUCCACCGUACGGUCAUCAACUUCCUCUCCUUACGCUGUGCCCUAUGACGCACCAAAGCCGCCAUCUCAUCCACGCCACCGUCUGCUCCAUCCUACGGCGCACUGGCUCCUUCUACUCUUAAGAAAACAAAUCGUCGGUUUGCAUGUUAAAAUCAGCAAAGACGGCAAGGCUGAAAGGUCGAAGAAAGAGAACAAUGAAACCCUUAAUCAACUAAAACAUAAAACACAGAGUUUGGUUAAGUGGAGCUAAGUAAUCGCCAUUGAAGUUUUAGUCCUAGGAUUUCCGCACAAAAGAGAGGGUAUCAGAUGGGUCUCAGAUGGACCACAAACAUUUUUUUGAAAAAGCUAACACAUUUGGCCCAUGUCGAGAAAGAGGAUGUGACGUGUCAAAAACGAAUCUCCUGAUUGGUCGAUUUUAUUGUCUGACGUGGAUAGCUUCUCUACUCCUCAUAUAUCCCUUUUAUUAUAGUAUAGAUCUGCUAUUAUUUUCUUGAUUUUCUUUUUGUUCGUUUAUAAUUUCAGCUUGUCAUAUAUCGUAGAGGAAUGGGUAGUGUAGUGUUUUGCAUUUUCAAUCCUUUUCUAAAGAAAAGAAAGAACACAAAAGGAAAGUGUUUUUUUGGCUAUAAAAAGGAAAUUUGUAGUUAUCGAAUUCUUUGUUAAGUUCUUGAUGAUGUCACUCUAGACUGGAUUCUAGAUUAUGACCGUCACGUCUCUAUCGAAGGAAACACGUACUGGUUUGCUAAAAACAAGGCUUCAAGAGAAGAAGGUUGUUGUUUACUCUGUUUUGAUUUCACAAGAGAAAUAUUUGGGGCCCCCUUUGCCUCUGCCGCCGUUUGUAUGGGAUACUAAAAGUACUCUCGCUCUAUCUAGUGUUAGAGAAGAGCAGCUUGCGAUUUUGUUUCAGCGGUUGGGUACUAUGUUUAUUAUCAUAAUUUAUAUAGAAAAAAUGAAAAAUAUAACUAAAAAGCAUAACUGAUUGACUAAAAAUAAAAUUUCAACAUUUUAUAAUUGUACCACAGAAAUUUUAUCAUUGAGUUCAUUCUAAAAACUAUUCAGUUACUCUAUUAUUCUGCUAUUCAUUUAAUAUAUCAAUCACAUUGAAAGUAUAGACAAAAGAUUGCAACGAGCCACCAAGACACUCAGAAAAUCAAGUUGUUUGAGAUAGAUAUUGUUUUUUUUUUAUGUGGAUGGUUCAUUUACUAUUAUUUAUAAUUUUAUAUUAAUAAUUUUUGAAAAUCCUUCUUAUGCCAGCGGUGCUAUUUUGAAUGAGAUAUAAUAAAAUGGACAGUGGAACCACCAGUCAAGACAUCCUUUUUUUUUAGGAACCAGUCAAGACAUCCAUUUAUAAAAAUGGUGAUAUUUGCUUUUAGACUUGAAACCGCAAACUAACAAAAGAAAAUGAAUGAGAAGGAGCUUCCCCCGCACUUGAGGGAAGACAACUUAAGCGAAGAAACCAAGACUCUAAUCUCUUCACUUCCUUGGAACAAAGAUUUUAUAGGGAAUCUCUACAAAUACAAAGGAUGUUGGUACUACCCCAACACUCUCCAAGGAGUCCUGAAUUUCGAGAAAGGCUUCAAGCCUCAAGAAACCGAUAUAAUCCUCGCUUCUUUCCCUAAAUCCGGCACCACUUGGCUCAAAGCUCUCACCAUCGCACUCUUUGAGAGGUUGAAGAACAGUAAUUCUUCUUCUGAUGAUGAUCUUCACCCUCUUCAGUCAGAUAAUCCUCAUGGCAUAGUACCCUUCUUCGAGUUCAAUCUGUAUCUCAAAAGUUCAACACCUGACCUGACCAAGUUCUCAUCUCCGAGGGUGUUCUCGACUCACAUGCCAUUCCACACGCUUCGGUUAACCCUCAAGGACUCUCCAUGCAAGAUCGUGUACGUGUGCCGGAACGUGAAGGACGUUUUUGUAUCGCUAUGGUAUUUCAGGUGCGCUCAUCUUGAAAAAGAAGUUGAUAUGAAAUCUUUGUUUGAGUCAUUAUGCGAAGGUGUUGGCUCUUUUGGACCGUUUUGGGAACAUGUAUUGAGCUAUUGGAGAGGUAGCUUGGAAGAUCCUAAGCAGAUUCUCUUCAUGAGGUACGAGGAAAUGAAGUCAGAGCCAUCUGCUCAGGUUAAGAGACUUGCGGAGUUUUUGGGUUGUCCAUUCACUGAGGAAGAAGAAGAAGACGGUUCUGUGGACAAGAUCGUGGAGCUUUGUUCUCUGCGUAAUCUGAGCGGUAUGGAGGUCAAUAAUUCAGGAAAAACUUUCAACACUGUGCCUUACUUUACUUUUUUCCGCAAAGGAGAAGUCGGUGACUUCAAGAACCAUCUGACUCCUGAGAUGGAAAACAAGAUUGACAUGAUCAUCGAGGAAAAAUACAAAGGCUCCGGUUUGAAAUUUUGAGUGUUGUGUUGUUUGUGCUUUCCUUUAAUGGAUUCUCAUGAUUGAUGGGUGAUUUGUGCUUUCCUUUAAUGCCAUAUGAACUAAUGAUAACAGGAAAUUCAUUACCGACUGAUUUGAAAAUUUUAAUUUGUGGAUGUAUGGGUGGAUUGAGUUUAUAAAAAAUGAGACGAGCGCGGGGUAGACCGAACAAUACCAACCAACCUGUAAAUUAUUUUUUUUUAAAAUAAAAAAUAGUUCAUA